This is a messenger RNA of Aspergillus clavatus NRRL 1, 1413 nucleotides long. RefSeq lists its product as uncharacterized. Bases 1 to 1413 code for a protein of 470 amino acids. The record is from RefSeq and is a predicted model, not a curated record. NCBI's taxonomy places the organism in Eukaryota, Fungi, Ascomycota, Eurotiomycetes, Eurotiales, Aspergillaceae. The transcript has 2 exons.
AUGAGGGGACUGGGAUUGCCGCGAAGAUGCUAUAUACAUGAGAAUAAGGCAGGUAAUGCUGAUGUCGCAGGCUUGGAAUCUUAUCCUUCGUGCUGGACAUGCGACGUCAGCCAGUGUAUCUCCACCAACGGAGAGUAUAUUCCGUACAAAGUGAUCGAUUACUACGACUACUUCCAAGAAGUCCAUCCGACUCCUCCCUCGUUCAUGCCGGGAUUCCAAGGCGGCUGUCCUGAGGACACGGGGGCCGACUUUGCGAACCUGUUCUACCGAUGGAACAUAGCCCAGCGGGUGACGGCCAUGAGCCUGUACAUGCUGUAUUGGGGAAUAAACUGGGGUGCAAUUGCCGCACCCGUCACAGCAAUGAGCUACGGCUACUCAGCCCCAAUCUCCGAGGACCGGUCAAUCGUCUCGAAGUACUACGAGACAAGGCUGCUGGCGCUCUUUAUCCGCAGCGCGAAAGAUCUCACAAUGACCGAGAUGAUCGGCAAUGACACCCAGUAUACUGCCAACGGUGCUAUUCGCGCCUUUGAAUUGCGGAGCCCUCAGACCAGCGCCGGCUUCUACGUGACGUUUUACAGGGAUACAACUGUUGGCACGAACGAGACGUUCAAACUACAUGUUGGCCUGUCCGUCGGCGCUCUAACCGUGCCCCAGCGCGAAGGUACGAUCCAACUCAACGGACAUCAAGCCAAGAUCAUCGUGACAGGCUUUACCUUUGGCGCCGAGACCCUUCUCUACUCGAUGGCGGAAGUUCUGACCUAUAAUAUCCUCGACAAGGAUGCUACCCUCGUGCUCUGGGUCCCACGGGCGAGUCCAGCGAGUUUGCCAUCAAGGGAGCCAAGUCCGCAAAAGUCCAGAACGGCCACGGCUGUUCGGGAAUCGAGUUCCACCGCGAGAAGGGCUCUGGUUGUGAACUUUACGCAAGCCAAUGGUCUGAGCGUUGUACAACUCAACAACGGCGUGCGCGUAGUCUUGCUCAACAAGACCGCAGCGUAUCACUUCUGGACUGGCGGCCUUGGCUUGUACGCGCCUUCUUCCCUCCCUCCCAUCACACACCCACCAACCCAGGAAAUAACACCACCGGACACAGCGGCAGGUCCGUCUGGCGCAACAGCCACUUCAUCGGCUCGGCAACCGAAUCCCAAACCAACAAAACCCCUGUCCUUCCUGCCCCACGCCCUCCCCGCCACCCAGAACGUCCUCCUCGUUCUCCACGUCGGCACAGGCCACGACCAGACAUCCGGCGUGCUUAAUCCGCUUGGCAUGCUCGCCGCGCGUCUUCUGCCCGCCGCAAACGCAAACGUCACCCGGAAUUCACCCACUGGCGCCUCGCCGGCACCGCAGGCGGGGAAUCGAACCUCGACCCAGUCCACGGCGUCUGGAACGAGGACGGCCUGCACGCCGAACGAAUAG